AUACAGACUAGUCCAAGAAAAGCUGCUGCAGUUGGAGAACAUGUUUCGUCUGAAUUUCUCAGUUCUUCUGUGUGCGGUUUGGCUUGGACUGCUCUGUCUCACAGGGGCUGUGGAAAACCAAGAUGAAUCAAGGGAAAAAAGGAGCGUGCCAAACUGGGCCAUGACAUCUUCAGACUUUUUCGGCUGGAUUGAAGAGCUCCGUUCUCAUGCCGGUUAUGACAAGAUGGAGGAAUUGGCCAGAACCUUCUGGGCUCACUUUCCUUCUGCCAGCCGACUGGGUUACGACCCUCCGGCUCCAGAAGAAUAACGCCAUCUGAGUCUGAAUCUGUGUUAUUUGCCCCUUUCAUCAUGGCAUGGCUUGUGGAAAAAGAGACAAACAGUCUUAAUCAUUUAGCUAGACUUGAUUUGAUCCAGGACUAGAUUCCCUGAGAGAGGUUCAAUUUAUUUUUUGAUUUUUUUGGGAGGUUAAACGUUACGUAAAACAUGUUGUGUAACAGCAUCCAGAAUCCAGUAAAAGCGCUCAUUUCACAAA
Molecule: messenger RNA, 532 nt
Organism: Danio aesculapii
Lineage: Eukaryota; Metazoa; Chordata; Actinopteri; Cypriniformes; Danionidae
Gene: otos2
Product: otospiralin 2
Exons: 4
Coding region: 41-307 (88 amino acids)
Biological process (GO): sensory perception of sound
Source: RefSeq, a predicted model, not a curated record